Molecule: messenger RNA, 1056 nt
Organism: Camellia sinensis
Lineage: Eukaryota; Viridiplantae; Streptophyta; Magnoliopsida; Ericales; Theaceae
Source: RefSeq, a predicted model, not a curated record
AUGUUGUACUUAACUUCAACCCCCAAGUCCAUAGGGGCAUUAUUGGUCCAAGAUGUAGAUGGAGCAGAAUGCCCGGUGUAUUACAUCAGCCGGAAGAUUCAAGGAGCAGAAGUCCGAUAUACUCCGAUAGAGAGACAUUGCUUAGCUCUGGUAUUCACCCCCCAAAAGCUCAGGCAUUACUUAUUAGCACAUCAGAUUCGGAUUGUUACUAAAAGUGAUCCAAUCCGAUACCUCCUCAGCAAGCCUGCUCUAACCGGGAAGGUGGCAAGAUGGUUGUUAGCACUGGGUGAAUUCGAGAUCACAUGUUUAGCCCCCAAGGCGAUCAAAAGCCAAGCCUUAGCUGACCUCCUUGCUCAAUUUCCAAGUGGUGACUAUGAACCAGUGAAUAAAGAAGUAAGAGGAGAGGUGCAUACAGCUAUGGCUUCCGAGGAAAGCUUUUGGACAUUGAGCUUUGACGCAGCAGCAGCCGGAGCCGAGUAUGAGGCUCUUACGUUAGGCCUGAUAGCAGCUGAGAAGCACAGUAUCAAGAAGAUUCAGAUUCGGGGGGACUCAAAGUUGAUAGCGAAGCAAGUUUCAAGACAGUUCGUCUUAAAGGAGCCUGUCUUGGCCACAUAUCGAACAAUAGUCCAAAGGCUUCUUGACAAAUUUCAGAAGGUCGAAAUAGAGCAUGUGCCUCGUUCCGGCAACAAGUUUUCAGAUGCCCUCGCUACAUUAUGGGCAAGAGUUGAUAUCUCAGAGGAGGAGGCGACAAUUAUUAUCAAGAAGAGAACAGAGCCUUCGAUAAUACCUGAAGACAAAAGCCUUCCGGAGGGUUGGAGAGGAGUAGUCCUCGAACAACUCAUAAGCAAAGUUGGAAAAUUAACUAUGGCCAAGCUUGCCCAAUUCAUAAUUAUUCAAGGUGAACUUUACUUCCGAGGAGGUACCGGAUUCCUAGCCCGGUGUGUUGGCCAACAAGAAGCAAGUUUCCGACUACAACAGAUCCAUGAAAGGUCUUACGGGGAUGGGGAUAUCAGUUUGUAUAGAAAGAUCCAAAGACAUGGCUAUGAUAGUGUAUGA